AUUGUAGUAGAGUUGAAUGCAAUAACGAAGUCUAGGUGUGAACCCUUUUCCCAAAUUCCACCAUCAGGAGAAUUACCACGUAUCACGCGCCAUUCUAGGACUCACAAUUUAUUUUCAGAUGGAAGAAAGGAGACGGUACAUUUCGACAAAAUCACUGCUCGUAUACAGAAGCUAUCGUAUAGGCUGAAUAUGGAUUACGUCGACCCGGUCUUGGUAGCGAUGAAGGUUAUUGCUGGACUCUACAAAGGAGUAUCCACAGUGGAGCUGGACAACUUAGCUGCUGAAACUGCUGCUUCGAUGACCACUCAGCAUCCCGAUUAUGCCAUUCUAGCGGCUAGAAUUGCUGUAUCAAACUUGCACAAGAAAACCGGCAAGGUGUUCUCUGAGGUAAUGGAGAAGUUGUAUCAGUUCCACCACCCUUUAACUGGCGAGCACUCUCCAAUGAUAAGUAAGGAGACCUAUGACAUCAUCAUGAAGCAUGCAGAUAAACUGAACUCAGCCAUCGUUUACGAUCGCGACUUCUCGUACACCUAUUUCGGCUUCAAAACUCUGGAGCGUUCCUAUCUUCUGAAAAUCAACAAGGAGGCGAGUAUAGCUGUCGCCGAACGUCCUCAGCAUAUGCUUAUGCGAGUCGCUAUUGGAAUUCAUGGCGAGGACAUUGAUGCAGCAAUCGAGACAUACGAUCUAAUGAGUGAGCGGUACUUCACCCAUGCUUCACCCACGCUUUUCAAUGCGGGAACAAGAUGGCCACAACUCUCCUCUUGUUUCCUUUUAACAAUGAGCGAGGAUUCGAUUGCUGGCAUUUACGACACAUUGAAACAAUGUGCACUGAUCUCGAAGAGUGCCGGCGGAAUAGGUCUGAACGUGCAUAAUAUCAGAGCAACUGGAUCGCUGAUUGCGGGAACAAAUGGCACAUCCAAUGGCUUGAUUCCGAUGCUUCGCGUGUACAAUAACACUGCGCGUUACGUGGACCAAGGCGGUAAUAAGCGCCCGGGAGCGUUCGCAAUCUACCUGGAACCGUGGCAUGCUGACAUUUUCGAAUUUGUUGCACUGAAGAAGAACACUGGUCCCGAAGAGGAACGUGCCCGUGAUUUGUUCUACGCUCUCUGGAUUCCUGAUUUGUUCAUGAAGAGAGUGGAACGCGAUGAGGAUUGGUCGCUCAUGUGUCCUCAUGAAUCGCCUGGACUCCAUGAGUGCUGGGGAGAAGCCUUUGAAGAGCUUUACACAAAGUAUGAAGCUGAAGGCCGCUAUCGUAAGCAGGUUAAAGCUCGCAAGCUUUGGGAACAUAUCGUGUCUAGCCAGAUUGAAACUGGAACUCCUUACAUCCUAUAUAAGGAUGCCUGCAACCGAAAGAGUAAUCAGCAAAACUUGGGCACAAUAAAGUGUUCUAACUUAUGUACUGAGAUCGUGGAAUAUUCAAGUAAAGACGAAAUAGCUGUAUGCAACCUCGGCUCGAUCGCUCUUAAUAGGUUCGUCACAGAGGACAAGAAAUUCGAUUUCGAUAAAUUGCAUGAGGUGGCAAAGGUACUGACCCGUAAUUUGAACAAAAUAAUCGAGGUAAAUUAUUAUCCCGUUGAAGAAGCUCGUCGGUCUAAUUUCCGUCAUCGUCCAAUUGGUCUUGGAGUACAGGGUCUUGCUGACGCUUUCAUGUUGAUGCGCUAUCCGUUCACAUCUCCCGAAGCUCGCGAAUUGAAUAGAAGAAUUUUCGAAGUCAUUUAUCACGCCGCUCUUGAAGCAUCUUGUGAACUUGCCGAGAAAUACGGGCCCUAUGAAACAUACGAAGGAAGUCCCGUAUCUAAGGGAAUUCUUCAGUUUGAUAUGUGGAACGUGAAACCAUCAGAUCAGUGCGAUUGGGAUACUCUGAGACAGAAGAUCAAGAAACAUGGUGUUCGCAACAGUUUGCUGCUUGCCCCUAUGCCAACGGCGUCAACAGCUCAGAUUCUUGGCAACAACGAGUCCAUUGAGCCGUAUACCUCAAAUAUCUACAGCCGAAGAGUUCUUUCCGGUGACUUCCAAAUUGUCAAUCCUCAUUUGCUGAAAGACCUGGUGGAACUGGGACUUUGGGACGACGAUAUGAAGAAUCAACUGAUUGCUAACAGUGGCUCAAUUGCCAAAAUAGCCGGUAUUCCUGAUCACAUCAAACGCCUCUAUCAGACAGUGUGGGAGUUGCCGCAGAAGGAUAUAAUCGAAAUGGCGGCUGACAGAGGCGCUUUCAUUGAUCAAUCACAAUCAUUGAACAUUCAUAUCGCUCGACCAAGCUACGCAAAUAUCACUUCUAUGCACUUCUAUGGAUGGAAAAAGGGCUUGAAAACUGGCAUGUACUACUUGCGUACAAAACCUGCUGUGAAUGCAGUUCAGUUUACAGUUGACAAGGAAGCUCUGAAAGCGAAGGAACAAAAAGAUAAGGCGGCUGGUGAUGCUGCUCGAGCCAUGGCUUCAAUGAGCGUUCAGGAUGAAGGAUGUCUAAUGUGCUCCGGUUAA
Haemonchus placei is the source of this 2481-nucleotide messenger RNA. NCBI's taxonomy places the organism in Eukaryota, Metazoa, Nematoda, Chromadorea, Rhabditida, Trichostrongylidae. The record is from the annotation of a GenBank genome assembly.